Lucilia cuprina (Australian sheep blowfly) is the source of this 960-nucleotide messenger RNA. RefSeq lists its product as uncharacterized. The record is from RefSeq and is a predicted model, not a curated record. The coding region runs from base 1 to 960 and encodes 319 amino acids. The transcript has a single exon. NCBI's taxonomy places the organism in Eukaryota, Metazoa, Arthropoda, Insecta, Diptera, Calliphoridae.
AUGACCACCGAGAAGAGAGCCGAUUGGAGAUGUCAUAAAUGCAAACCUCGUAAGGGAUCUACUAGCAGCAAUAUCUCUUACCAAUCAAUAAUAUAUGAUGGCCCAGUACAAACGAAUCAAAAACAGCAAAGAGAUGAGGAACAAGAAGAAAAUGAUGAGGUGAAACGCUUUAAAAACUCUUUAUCAUUGACUGAUGUAAAUAAUAGUGUUUCUAUGGUUAAAAAUGAUGUCAGAGAACUAAAAGAAGACGUUUCCUCGAUGAAAUCUGAUAUAAAUGAGAUAAAGCCUUUGAGAGUUGAUAUUAACGACAUCAAAACAACAAUGCAAGAAUUUGCAAAACAAAUGUGUGAAAGCAAUGCUCAAAUGAACUAUAAUCUCCAAACAGCUAUCACAACAAUUACAAGCUCAAUCACCGCUCUUACAAAUCAAGUAAGUGAACUUUGUGAAAGCAAUAAGGAGAAAACAAAACAAAUUAAUGAGAUGGGUAAACAAAUCAACGAUAUGGAACAGCGAAUGCUAAAUAAAACUAUUGAAAUUAAAAAUAUAACCAAGAAAAACAUCCAGCCGAAUGAAGUUGUUAAAACAAUCGCUAACUCAUUAAAUGUUCAACUAGAGGACCACGAAAUUAGCAAUUCAUACGUGUUGAAAAAAUCAAAGAGAGUUAUCGUUGAAUUUACGUCUCUCAAUAAGAAGAAAGAGUUAUUGAGCAAAAUAAGUCGUCAUAGAGUGGAUUCAAAAUUAGUUAACGAUGAAACUGGUGACAAAUAUAUUUACGUCAACGAACACCUAACCCCAUAUAAACGGCGUUUGCUCUGGCUAGCCAAAACCAAAGCAAAGGAAGCUAAUUAUAAAUUCGUAUGGAUUCGUGAUGGAAACAUUUACGUCAAGAAAAAUGAAAUAUCAGACCCCAUUAUAAUUUCAAAUGCCGCAGAUAUCGAACUGAUAACAUCAACAAUUUAA